Messenger RNA from Dreissena polymorpha, 2577 nucleotides. Its product is annotated as alkylated DNA repair protein alkB homolog 8-like. Gene Ontology annotation, cellular component: cytoplasm; nucleus. Gene Ontology annotation, molecular function: tRNA binding; S-adenosylmethionine-dependent methyltransferase activity. The coding region runs from base 43 to 2124 and encodes 693 amino acids. The transcript is spliced from 11 exons. Gene Ontology annotation, biological process: tRNA wobble uridine modification. Lineage: Eukaryota; Metazoa; Mollusca; Bivalvia; Myida; Dreissenidae. The record is from RefSeq and is a predicted model, not a curated record.
UUUUACUUUAAAAUGUAAACCGGUUGUUAUUAAUCGAUUAAAAUGGCUGCUCCCAUUAAACAUGCAAGUAGUGAAAAAGGUCGAAAAAAAGUUCUUAAGAAGUUAAGAAAACUUACGGAAACAUUGAAAGAAAAACAUGAUAUUGCGUGCGAAGAUAAACCAUCGCGUAUCAUCUGUGUUUGCAAUGGAGGCCUUGACAACAAUGUAACCUUUGAAGAAAUUAACAACCUAUUUACUCAAUAUGAUGAAAAAUGCGACAUUUUUAUGUUGCCACAAAAAUCAUAUUGCUAUGUGUGCUGCUCAGAUGUUGAAGUCAGUGAAAAGGCAGUAACAAAUCUGAAUGGGUAUAAGUUGCCUGCCAACGGGCAUAGAAAGAUGGAAGUUGUUCUGUACACAUUGUUUGUUAAUAAAGUUCCAGAAAGUAUGUAUCCUUCACACGACAGACCACCUGGUUUGAUUCUACUGGAAGACUUCAUUACACAGGAAUAUGCAGACCAGAUUAUGGCUUGUGUGUUUGGUGAUCAUAACAUACGCUCAGGUGAGGAGGCAGCACUGAAACAUCGCUUUGUGAAGCACUAUGGGUAUGAAUUCCUGUACACAAUCAACAAUGUCUACCCAGACAACCCCCUGCCUGAUAACGUCCCAGACAUCUGCAAGCCACUGCUGUCCAGACUAAGAGAGGCGGGGCACAUUGGCCACACCCCUGAUCAGCUGACUGUCAAUCAGUACAAGCCUGGGCAAGGGAUACCACCCCAUGUUGAUACACCAUCAGCAUUUGAAGAUGGCCUGGUCUCACUGAGUGUUGGAUCACAGGUUCUCAUGGAGUUCAGGCACCCAGAUGGCCGACACUUGUCUGUAUUGUUGCCCAAUCUAAGUGUGCUAGUCAUGACUGGGGAAUCAAGAUAUGUCUGGUCUCAUGGUAUAACUCCCAGAAAGUCUGACAUUAUUCCAUCUAAGGAGGGUGGACUGACACUGUCGCAGAGGGGGCUUCGUACGUCUUUCACUUUCAGGAAAAUCACUGGUGUUCGCCCUGAAAACAUAGACAGUGCUCAACCAAGUGUUCCCACAGAUAACCAUUCUGCAUCCCAGCUUGAAAGUCAACAUGUUCAUCAGGUGUAUGAGGAGAUAGCCGAGCACUUCAGUGGUACCCGGCACACUCCCUGGCCCCACAUCGCUGACUUCCUGCAUGAACAGGCCCCUGGUUCCCUGCUUGCAGACAUCGGAUGUGGAAACGGGAAAUACUUUGGAAUAAAUAAAUCCUUGUUUGAGCUGGGUUCUGACCGCAGUUUCAACCUGGCUGGGAUAUGCAAGGAGCGAGGCUACCAGAUCUACGUGGGUGACGUCCUAGCUGUGCCCCUGAGAGCCGGCGUGUUUGAUGUCUGUCUGUGUAUUGCUGUGAUUCAUCACAUGUCCACACAGGAACGCCGACAGAAGGCAGUGGCAGAACUGUUGAAGAUUUUGCGUCCAGGUGGCAAAGCCUUGAUCUAUGUUUGGGCGAUAGAACAAGAGCUAAACAAAAUCAAGUCCAAACACCUAAAAGACAAGCAAAACACACAGCAGCUUGAAGAAAGAGUGAGUUCCCAGCUUCUUAUGAAAGACACUCAUCCUUGUGCUUCGGACAUUAUUGAUGUCAAUGAGGACACAAAUCUUGAUGAGAAAAAGCAUGUGAAUGAGCAAGAAGUUGGUUAUUCCAAAAGAGAUACUGGAGUUAUAAACUCUGCUCUUGAAAGCAAACACACCAUUCAGCCUUUAGCUGAUAUGCAAAGUACUCAAUCUAGUAAUGACAGAUAUAAAAUGUGUGAUAAUGAUGCUGAUAGACAAGUGGAAUGCUGCACAAGUGAUGAUGUUUUAAACAGUUCUUCACAAGCAAAAGACAAGCCUCAAAAACUUGAAGUUCAUAUCAAUAGAACAUGCUUUAAGCAACAAGAUGUUUUGGUUCCAUGGCAAUUGAAAAGUAAGACGGAGAAUCAAGAUGCAGACAACUUGCAGAACACUUUUCAUCGGUUCUAUCAUGUAUUCCGUCAAGGUGAACUGGAAGACUUGUGUAGAAGUGUGGGCUGUUGUAAGGUGCUCAAGAGUUACUAUGAUCAGGGGAACUGGGCUGUCAUUGUAGAAAAACAGUGAUGCACGAGUAAUAAGUUGACAUAUUGUUAUGUGUGCAUAAGUUUUUAUGCCCCCAGUAGGGUGGCAUGUAGCAUUUGAACUGUCUGUCCGUCCGUCAGUCCGUCUGAAAACUUUAACAUUGGCCAUAACUUUUGCAAUAUUGAAGAUAGCAACUUGAUAUUUGGCAUGCAUGUGUAUCUCAUGGAGCUGCACAUUUUGAGUGGUGAAAGGUCAAGGUCAUCCUUCAAGGUCAAAAGUCAAAAAAUACAAUCCAAGGGAAGUAAUAAGCUUUUAAAGGGAGAUAAUUUCUAAACCUGAUAAAUGAUAUAUUGAAAUUUUAUUUCAAAGUGGUGCAAUAUGGGGCAUUGUUUUUCUGACAAACACAUCUUUUGUUUUUGGUGAUUCUCAUUGAAAAUGUUUGAAAUAUUUAAAUGUUAUUGCAUACAAGUAUUAAUAAAAUGUAAUUGAAAAUUU